This is a messenger RNA of Dictyostelium purpureum, 1772 nucleotides long. RefSeq names its product guanine nucleotide-binding protein alpha-1 subunit (gene gpaA). The coding region runs from base 411 to 1481 and encodes 356 amino acids. Gene Ontology annotation, cellular component: heterotrimeric G-protein complex. Gene Ontology annotation, biological process: adenylate cyclase-modulating G protein-coupled receptor signaling pathway. The transcript has 4 exons. The record is from RefSeq and is a predicted model, not a curated record. Gene Ontology annotation, molecular function: guanyl nucleotide binding; G-protein beta/gamma-subunit complex binding; GTPase activity. Lineage: Eukaryota; Evosea; Eumycetozoa; Dictyosteliales; Dictyosteliaceae.
AACAUAACCAAACAAAUUAGCAACAAUAACAAACCAAAAAAAAUAAAACAAACAAACUAUUAACACAAUAGUAUAUAUAUCAAAAAAAUAAAAAUAAUAAUCAUAAUAAUAAUAAUCAUAAUAAUCAGUCAUAAUAAAAAUAAUCAUAUUAUAACCUUUAGAGUUUUCUUUUUAUAUAUAUUUAUACAUUAUUUUAUAAACACAUAAAAGUUUAAAAAAAACAUUAUUAUAAUAAUAUUUUUAUAAAAUUAGAUAAAAUAAUUUAAUAUUAUAUAAUUGUAUUAUUUCAAAAAAACACUCAAAAAACACUCAAAAAAAAAAGAUCAGUAAAUUUUUCAAAAAUCACAAAUUUUUUUUAAAUAUUAUAUCAAAAAUCAAAUUUGAUAUAAACAUAUAUAUAGAUAAAAAACAUGGGUAAUAUUUGCGGAAAACCAGAGAUGGGUACAGCAGAAGAAAUCAAAACCAAUCAAAAUAUUAAUAAUAUGUUAAAGCAAGCUAGAUCAAGAUUAGACGGUGAAAUUAAAUUACUUUUAUUAGGUGCAGGUGAAUCAGGUAAAUCUACAAUUGCUAAACAAAUGAAAAUUAUUCAUUUGAAUGGUUUCACAGAAGAAGAAAAAUCAUCAUACAAAACCAUUAUUUAUAAUAACACAGUUGGUUCAAUGAGAGUUUUAGUCAAUGCUGCCGAAGAACUUAAAAUUGGUAUUAGCGAAGGUAAUAAAGAAGCUGCAUCUAGAAUUUCAAACGAUCUUGGUGAUCACUUUAACGGUGUUCUCACCCCAGAAUUGGCUCAAGAUAUUAAAGCCCUUUGGAACGAUCCAGGUAUUCAACAAGCUUUCCAAAGAUCAUCUGAAUUCCAAUUGAACGAUUCAGCUGCUUAUUAUUUUGAUAGCAUUGAAAGAAUUAGUCAACCAAAUUAUAUUCCAAAUGAAAAUGAUGUUUUACGUUCACGUACCAAAACUACUGGUAUUAUUGAAACUGUUUUCGAAAUUCAAAACAGUACAUUUAGAAUGGUUGAUGUAGGUGGUCAAAGAUCUGAAAGAAAAAAAUGGAUGCAUUGUUUCCAAGAAGUUACAGCAGUUAUCUUUUGUGUUGCUCUCAGCGAAUACGAUCUUAAACUUUAUGAAGAUGAUACUACAAAUAGAAUGCAAGAAUCACUUAAACUCUUUAAAGAAAUUUGUAAUACCAAAUGGUUCGCCAAUACUGCCAUGAUUCUUUUCUUAAAUAAAAGAGAUAUCUUCUCUGAAAAGAUCACCAAAGUACCAAUUACUGUUUGUUUCAAAGAUUAUGAUGGUCCACAAACCUAUGAAGAAUGCUCAGAAUAUAUUAAAAAACAAUUUAUUAGCCAAAACGAAAACCCAAAGAAAUCUAUUUAUCCACAUUUAACUUGUGCUACUGAUACCAAUAAUAUUCUUGUAGUAUUUAAUGCUGUCAAAGAUAUUGUGUUAAACUUAACAUUAUCAGAUGCUGGUAUGGUUCUCUAGGUUUCCUCAGUCAUGGUGGCCAGUAUGUUUUUAACCUAUUUUGGAUCUCUUUAAUAAAAAAAACAAAAAAAAAAAAUUGUCAAAAAAAAAAAAAAGAAAAAAAAAAGAAAAAAAAAAAGAAAAAAUAACUUUGUGUAGAAGAUAGCAAACAAAAGAAGAAGGAGUUGUGGAGAUGUAAUGCAUCAGAAUAAAAAUAGUAUGUUUAGUAACGAUACAAAUACUGUAUUAUAAUUUUUUAAAAUAAAAAAAUAAAAUAAAAUUUAAAAUAACAAAAUUAUUUAAUUUUUAAUU